UGCACUAAUGCUAGUUAUACGUAUGGGGGAUAUUUGCGUCCAAUCAUAGAAGAAAAUCAUUAUCAAGUGCAACAUCGGUCACCUGCAACGAUGAUACUGAAUCACUGAUUGUAAUAUACGUAAAUACAACCCUAAAAAAAACACACACACAAAUGCAGGGACUCGGAAAUUAAGCCAGAAAAUUCUUGUCUCCGGUAAUUAAUUUAGCGAUAUAUAGCGAGAAAAAUAGAGAGUGUAAGCUCUGUUCCUGGUAGAGGAUUCAUUGUUGCAGAUUCGAUUCUAGUUUUCUUCCAACAAGAUAACGGUUUCAUUUAUGAGAUCAAUGUAUUCUUGCUUUCAAUAACGAAUAUAAAGUAAAUUUGUCUCCGUUUAAUCAGUUUCUUUGAACUAAUUGAAGCGCAAGGUCUGUUUUUCUGUCUUCACUAGCGAGAGCAGACGCGGAUUCAUUUAUUGUUGUUUCUUCGGGAUUCAUUUCAUUCUUGUUAGGGUUCGGGUUAGGGUUUCUGAGUUUCUGAUCCUCCUGGUAGCUGGAGAUGCCUUAAUGGUGAAAUUUGAGCGAAAGCUGUUAUUAUGUUAAGGAGGGUGAGCGGUGUGCGUUUCGUUUCCAAUUUCAUGGCUUCUUUAACACGCAAUGGAAUCCCUUAUACACCGUCGAUCGACGGCGGGGGCGGUGCUGUGAACAGCUUUGGGGUUUUUCGAAGGAUUGUUACUGUCGAUAAUUACUGCCCUAAAAGAAGCAGGAGCAUUGGAUUGAUUCUCAGAGGCUGUCACGAUUCCCUUAAGGCAACCGCUAAUGAUCAGAAAGCCCGAGCGACUCGGGGUUUUCCCGAAUUGAUGCGCGACUUGGAAGUUGGGCUCAAAGGAGAUGCUAGUUUGGAUGCUAGAUUGUUGAGUGCUCGAGGCGGCCCUUCCAGGCCUGUUGGAUUCUCUGACAAUUCUGUGCCCAAGAAGAUGGCAGUUGCUGUUGAUGUUGAUGAGGUUCUUGGGAACUUUCUAACAGCUCUGAACAAGUUCAUCGCAGACCGUUACUCCUCUAAUCAUUCAGUUUCAGAGUAUCAUGUAUAUGAGUUUUUCAAGAUCUGGAAUUGCUCCCGAGAUGAAGCUGAUUUUCGUGUGCAUGAGUUCUUCAAGACCUCGUAUUUCAAGAAAGGGAUCCACCCACUCCCAGGUGCUCGGCAAGCACUUCAUAAGUUAUCGAGAUUUUGUAACUUAUCUGUUGUGACGUCACGUCAAAAUGCGAUCAAGGACCAUACAAUUGAGUGGAUUGAGAGGCAUUACCCGGGACUAUUUCAGGAGAUUCACUUUGGAAACCACUUUGCCCUUGACGGAGAGUCUAGGCCCAAGUCAGAAAUAUGCAGGUCCUUAGGAGCAAAGGUUCUGAUUGAUGAUAACCCAAGAUAUGCUGCUGAGUGUGCUGAAGCAGGAAUCAAGGUUUUGCUUUUCGAUUACGAGAACUCCUAUCCCUGGUGUAAGUCAGAAUGGGUUAAUAAACACCCCCUUGUGACUAAAGUUCAGAACUGGGAAGAAGUGGAGCAAAAGUUACUUUCGUGGAUUACUUCGUAGUAAAAUAUUCAACAGCAGGAUCCAAAAUGCACGAGCACAUGAUCAAGACAAUUCAAAUUACUUUUUAUGUUGCCGGGGUAAUGGGAUGAUAAUAACUCGGUCUUUUUUUUAGCGACUGUAACGGGGUAAGCCAAGGUGCUGCUGUGAGAGGCCGGUAGGAGAAUAGCAGAAGUGAUGCAUGGUCCUUGUAUUCCCGCCUCCACACCCUCCUGAUAUACGUAGAGAAAAAUCAUGGUUUCGACAUCAGGAUAUACAAAACCAAUCGGGAUGCCUACCUUACAUGGUUCUUCUACUCCAAUAAUCACUCUGUCACGUCUUGUUGAAAAACUGGUGACCAGAACCACACAUGUACGAAGGCCUGCAUAAACACCCUUCGUUCUGAAUUUUGAUAACACUUGACUCAGGUCCUUCCAUUAUGUACGCUAUAUUAGUAAAUUUCAGAUAACAGAUAAUUCUGUUCUGUUAAUAUGUCAGCCAUCGCUCCUCACUAUUUCAGUGGGUACAAGGCGGGGCUGUUAAGAAGA
Molecule: messenger RNA, 2087 nt
Organism: Tripterygium wilfordii
Lineage: Eukaryota; Viridiplantae; Streptophyta; Magnoliopsida; Celastrales; Celastraceae
Exons: 6
Coding region: 571-1563 (330 amino acids)
Biological process (GO): deoxyribonucleotide catabolic process
Molecular function (GO): 5'-nucleotidase activity
Source: RefSeq, a predicted model, not a curated record